This is a messenger RNA of Pedinophyceae sp. YPF-701, 3195 nucleotides long. NCBI's taxonomy places the organism in Eukaryota, Viridiplantae, Chlorophyta, Pedinophyceae. The record is from the annotation of a GenBank genome assembly.
AUGGCUGAGCAGCUCGUCAACAUCCUCAUGGCAACGCUGGAGAGCGACGCAGCCCAGCGCCACUCCGCGGAGGAGGCCCUCGCGGGCGUCUCCAAGCAGGAGGGGUUCGGGCUGGCCCUCAUCCAGGUCCUGCAGGCCCAGAGCCUCCCGUACGGCGUCAGGCAGAUGGCCGGCGUGAUGCUGAAGAAGUAUGUCAAGGAGCACUGGAGUCGGGACCACAAGCGUUUCACACCCCCGGAGGUGUCUCCCGACGAGAAGGCCGCGAUCAAGCAGGCCAUCCUCGGGUGCCUCGGCGACCCCGUGCACCGCCUGCGCACCGCAGCGAGCAUGGUCGUGUGCACGGUCGCGUUCUGGGACUGGCCCGACCAGUGGCCCGAGCUCAUGCCGACGCUGGUGCGGGCGGUCCAGGAGGGCCGCGCGAGCGCCGGCGCCGCGUCCCCGGCCGUCGACGGCGGCAUCACGUGCAUCGCGAUGGUCGUGGAGGACAUCGACGACGAGCAGCUGGGCCACGUGUGCCAACAUGUGCUGCCGGAGAUGCUGGCGGUCGCGCAGGCCCCGGAGUUCGGCGAGGUCGCUCGGCGAAAGGCCUUCAGCGUGUACCGGCACUGCCUGGCCGCGUACGUCAACUUCGAGAAGCACAUCCAGAAGCCCCUGAGGGAUGUUUUGAUGGAGUCCCUCCCCAGCUGGAUCUCUGCCCUAACCGCCGCGCUGUCCACGCAGCUCAGCCUGCACAACAGCGCGCACUGGACGCUCGUCCUCGAGGCGCUGCGAUGCACCAUCCAGGUCGUGUCCUCGCUCAGCAAGGCCGCAGCCCCGCACAUGGCCCCGCUUCUGGCGGCGGUCUGGGGCUGCCUCUCCGCCAGCGCGCCGCUGUACGAGGAGGCCGUCGUGCGCGGCGCCGCGGAGCUGUCGGACUCCGAGGCGCAGUCGGACGGGGAGGAGUCGUCCUUCGAGGCGGUCGUGGCGCAGGUGCUGGACGUCAUUCUUGCAGUCGCCACCAACAAACGCUACAAGGCAGUGGUGGCCGGGCGGCUCCGGGAGCUGUGCUACGUGACGAUCCGGAUCAUGGGCAUGACUGUGCGACAGGAGGAGACGUGGCGGGACGACAUCGGGCAGUAUGUUGCGGACGAGGCGGACUGCGGGGCGCUGUCGGUGCGCUUCGUGGGGGACCAGCUGCUGGACGAACUGACCGCGAUGUACGGCGGGAACAUGAUCGAGGCGCUCGUGGCCGCUGUGCACGACCGCAUGCGCGAGGGCGAGGAGGCGUUUGCGCGCGGCGACGGAGCGUGGUGGAAGGCGCGGGAGGCGGCUCUGUUUGCGGUCGGCAGCGUCGCGGACCAGCUCGUCGACAGACACUCGAACAAGGAGCCGCUCAUCCUCGACGUCCCGGGCCUCAUGCGGAACCUCCUCGAGGUAGACCUGACGUCAAGCCGCAAGACGCCCUUCCUGCAAGGCCGCGCCCUGUGGACCGCCGCGCGUCUCGCCAGCCUGGUCCCACCGGAACUGAACCGCAUGGUCCUCGGCGCCGCCUGCGAGAGCCUCGCCGAGACUGACGUCCCGCCGGUGCAAGUCGGCGCAUGUCGCGCGCUCGCCGCGAUGUGCAAGCACGCGUCGAAGGAAGACAUCAUCGCUGCGCUGCCUGCCCUGUACCCUCGCGUUGCGGCGCUGGUGGCGGCGUCGCGCACGCAGGGCGAAGACAUGAUGGACCUGGCGCUGCAGACGCUCCGCGAGGUCGUGCGGGCGGAUCCGGGCGCGGCGGGCCGUAUGGAGGAGCAUGUCGGGCCUGCAGUGCUUGAUCUAUUUUUGGAGUUCGCGAACGACCCCGUGCUGGGCGGGGACGCGCAGGACAUCAUCGAGAGCCUCGCGGGCGUGCCGGAGUGCCGCGUCGCGCUCACCUCGCGCGUCGUCGCCGCCGCCCGCGCCGUCCUCGAGGGGCGAGAGCUGCCACGUGGGACGGACCCUGAGGUCGUCGUUGGCGCCAUGAUCGACCUCCUAGCGACCGUGGUGAGCAAGCUGGGGCCCGCGGAGGCGUCGCUGGUGCACGGGCCGCUCUUCGCGCCGCUCGUGCACCUCGCGCUCUCGCAGGACGACGCAGCCAUCAUCCAGAACGUCUGCGAGGUCCUGCGCGGCAUCAUUCGCGCGGCGGGAGACGACAUCUCCAACUGGCCUGGGCUCCCCGACGGGCGCUCAGCGGUGCACGCGGUGCUCUCCGUGGUCGCGCACGCGCUGCAGCACCCGGAGGUGGACGAGCGGGCCGCGAUGUACGUCGCGCAGCUGCUGGCGCAGAUGCUCUCAUCGAUCCACGGACACGUCGCGCCGGUGCUGGCAGAGGUCGUGCACCUCGUGGUCUCGAAGCUCGAGACCGUCAGCAUCCCCUUCGUCGUCUGCUCGCUCGUCCUGGUCAUCUGCCGCCUCAUUCACCUGCACCGCGACGACCUCGUGUCGUGCCUGGACGGCAUCCGCCUGUCCGACGCGUACGCCAACAAGCACAACUGCGCGACCGGCCUCCAGCUCGCCAUGCGCAAGUGGGUCGACCACCAGGGCGAGAUCCAGGGCUCCUACAACAUCAAGCUCUCGGUGUCUGCCAUGGCGCAAGUCAUCCAGUGCCAGCACCCCGCGCUCGACGGCGUCACGGUGCGCGGGAAGCCGAUCGAGACGGACUCGGGGCGCAUCAUGACGCGGUCGCGCGCCAAGGCCGCGCCGGAGCGGUGGACGGAGGUGCCCCUGAAGGUCAAGCUGACCAUGUUGCUGGCCGACACGCUCGCGGAGCAGCACGAGGCCAUGGCGCAGGCGCCUGGGCGCGUCACGGAGGGGCCGGACGACGACGACGACGACGAUGACGACGACGACGACGACGAGGGGGGGGAGUUUGAGGACCUGGGGGAUGUGCUGGGGGUGCAGGGGCGGCCGUACGAGCCGUCGCGGACAGUGUCGGGCCUGUUCGGCCUGGGCGGGCCUGGCGUGGACUUGUCGGGGCUGAUGGACGGGGACGGGGACGACGACGACGAGUUGCUCAAGCCUAUUUAUCUGUCGGGGCGGCAAGAAGGGGACCCUGUGGAGGCGGUGGACCUGCUCGGGACGACCACGGCGUUCUUCCGGGACUUCCUGCAGCACAGCGCGGGGCUCUUGCACGAGAUCGGCGCGCAAAUGACGCCGCUGCAGCAGCAGGCGGUCCAGCGGGCUGUGCAACAGUGA